AUGGUACUGGGCCGCGGGCUGCUAGGUUGCCGGAGCCUCUCUUUCUGCGCACGCCACGGCCUGGGUCCAGCACUGCUGGGAGUCUUCUUCAGCCACACAGUUCUCCGGAAGAGUGCCGUGGUCCAGCAGGUCAUCAUGAAGGUGGAGCUCCUGCCCGCCCUGACUGACAACUACAUGUACCUCCUCAUUGACGAGGACAGCAAGGAGGCCGCCAUAGUGGACCCUGUGCAGCCCCAGAAGGUGAUGGAGACUGUGAAGAAGCAUGGCGUAAAGCUGACCACCGUGCUCACCACCCACCACCACUGGGACCAUGCUGGUGGGAAUGACAAGCUGGUAAAAAUGGAGCCAGGCCUGAAGGUGUAUGGGGGUGAUGACCGCAUCGGGGCUCUGACCAAUAAGGUUGCACAUCUGUCUACACUGCAGGUGGGGUCUCUCAACGUGAAAUGCCUGUCCACACCGUGUCACACCUCUGGACAUAUCUGCUACUUUGUGAGCAAGCCUGGCAGCUCAGAGCCCCCCGCUGUGUUCACAGGCGACACCUUGUUUGUGGCUGGCUGUGGGAAGUUCUACGAGGGUACCGCGGAUGAGAUGUACAAGGCCCUGCUGGAGGUCUUGGGCCAGUUGCCCCCAGAAACGAGAGUGUACUGUGGGCACGAGUACACCAUCAACAACCUCAAAUUUGCCCACCACGUGGAACCCCACAACCCUGCCAUCCAGGAGAAGCUGGCCUGGGCCAAGGAGAAGUAUGGGAUUGGGGAGCCCACGGUGCCAUCCACCAUCGCCGAGGAGUUCACCUUCAAUCCCUUCAUGAGAGUGAGGGAGAAGAGCGUGCAGGAGCAUGCAGGCGAGACGGACCCCGUGACCACCAUGCGGGCCAUCCGCAAAGAGAAGGAUCAAUUCAAGGUGCCGCGGGACUGA
This is a messenger RNA of Elephantulus edwardii (Cape elephant shrew), 918 nucleotides long. RefSeq names its product hydroxyacylglutathione hydrolase (gene HAGH). The record is from RefSeq and is a predicted model, not a curated record. Gene Ontology annotation, molecular function: hydroxyacylglutathione hydrolase activity. Gene Ontology annotation, biological process: glutathione metabolic process. Lineage: Eukaryota; Metazoa; Chordata; Mammalia; Macroscelidea; Macroscelididae. Gene Ontology annotation, cellular component: mitochondrion. The transcript has 9 exons. The coding region runs from base 1 to 918 and encodes 305 amino acids.